Messenger RNA from Gongylonema pulchrum, 387 nucleotides. The record is from the annotation of a GenBank genome assembly. Lineage: Eukaryota; Metazoa; Nematoda; Chromadorea; Rhabditida; Gongylonematidae.
AUGGACAAAAGCCCAGAUCCAAGCAGACCAGGACGUGUGUGCGUUGAGCGCAUAUGCAUAGAUCCAUCAAAGCACGAUUGUCAUGUAGCUGCUAUAUGCACUGAAGUUACUGGUCCCGAGCGCUAUAGGUGCUCAUGCCGGAACGGCUACAUCGAUAUCAACCCAAGCAAACCUGGAAGAGAAUGCAAGGAAUCAGUAAAUGAAUGUUUGGAUCCGUCACUGAACGACUGCGACCCGACAGCUACAUGCCAUGAUCUGAAAGAAGGAUACACGUGUACCUGUCCAGCGAAUUCCAAAGAUCUCUCUCCGGAUAAGCAAAAACCUGGUCGCAAGUGUUACAUCGUUAGUCCUCCUACGAUUUUCAUGAACGCUGGCAUCUUCCCUUAA